Salvelinus sp. IW2-2015 is the source of this 2978-nucleotide messenger RNA. It is a transcript of the gene nup58, whose product is annotated as nucleoporin 58. Gene Ontology annotation, cellular component: nuclear pore. The record is from RefSeq and is a predicted model, not a curated record. Gene Ontology annotation, biological process: nucleocytoplasmic transport. Gene Ontology annotation, molecular function: structural constituent of nuclear pore. NCBI's taxonomy places the organism in Eukaryota, Metazoa, Chordata, Actinopteri, Salmoniformes, Salmonidae.
UGCCAAGUCCUCCAGUAUCCCAGCAGGCCACAAUAACCGGAAAAUACAUCGAGGGUAAAGCGCGGAUUCGGAAAAACAGUUUUGAGAAGGAAGUUAACAUUUUAGUGCUGUUUAACUAUAUGCAUAACGGAUUAAUUACGUUUCAGAUCGCUGUAAAUGUGUAUACGUUACUAAGCGAGUGAGUUUAAAUCGCCGAAUAGUAUGUUGUUUUUAUUUUCUUUCACGUUACCAUGACUUUGUAGCCACAGUCACACUGGCCUGCACGCGGGCGUUCGUACCGUUCAAAGCUUGCUAACAGCUAUCGAACAGUCAGUUAGAUAAAGUUUGACUAACUAGAAACUUGGUUGUUGUUGCUUAAAUAUGUCAGGCUUUAAUUUCGGAUCCGGGGCUAUUGGUUCCACCAACGCUGGCGGAGGGUUUUCGUUUGGAGCCGCUGCCAGUACCCCAGCUGCAGCAGGUACAGGUGGGUUUACUCUGGGUGGAGCUCUGGGUGCUACAGCCCCAGCCUCCACCACCACCACCUCUUCUCUGGGCCUGGGUGCAUCACUAUUCUCACAAAAACCUACUGGGGGGUUCUCCUUUAACACUCCUCCCUCAGGAGCUGCUGCACCCACCCAAGGCCUUACAUUAGGUGCCCCAGCAGCCUCUACAGCCCCUACCACGGGCUUCAGUAUGACCUUCAAUAAACCCUCUGCCUCGGCCCAACCCUUCUCCCUCACUGCAGCCUCCUCGGCCCCCACAGGGGCAGGACUGACACUAGGCUCCGUCCUCACCUCCACUGCGCCACAGCAAGGAGCCACAGGAUUCUCUCUCAACCUAGGGGGUGUGGCCGCAAGUACAGCCCCAUCCACGGGUCUAUCGCUGGGUUCCAGUAUGUUCUCUAACAUGGCUACUACUGGUCUGAGUCAGUCCACUCUUGGAGGACUGGGGUUUGCGUUAGGUUUGGGCCAGACCACUCUCGGAUCAGGGGGGUUGACYUUAGGUUCCCUGGCCUCUACCUCCACGGCGGUGUCAGCGGCCCCCAGCCUUGGACUGGGCGGAGUUGACUUCAGCACCUCCUCAGAGAAGAAAAGCGACAAAUCAUCAGGGGCCAGCCCACAAGACAGUAAAGCUUUGAAAGAUGAAAAUUUGCCUCCAGUCAUCUGUCAGGAUGUAGACAACUUCCAGAAGUUUGUGAAGGAGCAGAAGCAGGUUCACGAGGAGAUCAGCAGGAUGUCAUCUAAAGCCAUGCUGAAGGUUCAGGAUGACAUCAAGAGUCUCAAACAGCUGCUGUCUGUCAGCGCUUCGGGACUACAGAGAAACGCCCUGGCUAUAGACAAACUGAAGAUGGAGACUGCGCAGGAGUUGAAGAAUGCAGACAUAGCUCUGCGGACUCAGAAGACUCCCCCUGGACUCCAACACGACAACACAGCUCCCUAUGAUUAUUUCCGGUGUUUAGUGGAACAGUUUGAGGUCCAGUUGCAGCAGUACAGACAGCAGAUAGAGGAGCUGGAGAAUCACCUCACUACACAGGGCAGUGGAUCACACAUCACACCACAGGAUCUGUCACUGGCCAUGCAGAAGUUGUACCAGACGUUUGUGGCUCUGGCUGCUCAGCUCCAGUCAGUACACGAGAACGUCAAGACCCUGAAGCAGCAGUACCUGGGAUACCGCCGGGCCUUCCUGGAGGACUCCACAGACGUCUUCGAGUCCAAGCGGGUGGCCAGUAAGAAGUGGCAGAGUGCCCCACGCAUCACCACUGGCCCUGCCCCCUUCAGCAGCGUCCCCAAUGCGGCGGCGGUCGCCAUGGCAGCCACGCUGAGCCAGCAGCAGCAGCCCGGCCCAGGGAGCCAGGCGUCCCUGGGGUCUGGUUUGGGAAACCCCUUUGCCUUGGGAGUGGGCUCUAGCUUGGGCACCUCAGGCCUCGGAGUGUUUGGUGGGGGUCCAGGUUUCGGGGGGGUAGCGACGGGGGGCUCCUCAUUUGGUUUCUCCUCRGCCACCAAGCCCUCGGGAGGGAGCCUGAGUGCAGGUUUUGGAAGCAACAGCAGUUCAGGGUUUAACUUCAGUAACCCCGGCCUCAACGCGUCUGCAGGCCUGACGUUUGGCGUGUCCAACCCUCCCGCCACGGGCUUCGGCACUGGAGGUCCACUGCUGCAGCUCAAGAAGCCCCCGGUGGGAAACAAGAGGGGCAAGAGAUAGAGGGGCGAAGGGAAUGGUUAGGAUUUGGGGAGGGUAAGCUGAUCCUAGAUCUGUUACUUCCAGAACUGUCCAAGGUUGUUUAAUGGGUUAAUGGGUCACAGUCCAUGUAUAUGGAUUUGGGAGGGUACGUUUAUUCUAGACCUGUGCCUAAGGGUGACUUCUAGAGCUGUCCAGGGGAGGUCAGGUUGUAACAGUCUGUCCCAGAUCUUUAUUUUUAUACCUGACGGGGGAGCAGAGGGUUUGAGGGAGGGGGGUUAUGCAGGACCAGGGUGGAGGGAAUGAGGAGAGGGAGAACUCGAGCAGAAAAAACUGUUGAAACAGAUCAGCACAUUUGGACAAGGUUCAUAACCUGUGUUUUGUUCUUUUUAAAUGUCCUCAUUAUCGUUUCAUCAUGAUUGCUUAGUUUUUGUCGAGUUUUUAUUUUAUACUCUUUGUAAGUGUUUGUUGUGUGUGCAAGGAUGCAAGGAUGCAUGCAAGGGAGAGAACUGGCCGUGCCGAAUGUUCCACACAGCCCCAAAUUAGAACCUGAAAGGGCACCAGAACAUACCAAACAUGCACAAACACAUARGUACAUUUCCUGUCAAGUGUGAAUUUAUGCAGUGUGUGUGUCAAUAGACCGUGGUGUUGUUUUAGGGCUGGUGGAUGAUGAGCAUAUUACUGUCUGUGCUUUUCCAUUGUCUAUUCUGAUUCUCUCUGUUACCAAAUAGUGAUGUCAUCCUCUUCUAUUCAUCUGAGUUGAUAAGUGUAAACCUGUAUUUUCAAACAUCAGUUUAAUAAUAAAAUUCCUGAUGUUGAUGAUG